Molecule: messenger RNA, 720 nt
Organism: Paramecium sonneborni
Lineage: Eukaryota; Ciliophora; Oligohymenophorea; Peniculida; Parameciidae
Source: the annotation of a GenBank genome assembly
AUGGUAUUGGGUACUGUAAAAUCAAAGAAUAAUCUUAUAAAGUAUUAAGAAUCUAUUUAAUAAUUAGUAAUUGGAUACAUUUUGUAAUUUAAUCAUUUUUAAUACAAAUAUUAUUUGUAAAUGUUGAAUCUUUUGGACAACUUAUAACACAUCUACCAUCUGAAACUUUUUUAUAUCCACUUUAACAUAUAGAGCAUUCAUAAUCUCUUUCACACUUUAAACAAAAGGCAGGGCAUUAAGAGCUUGCUAACACCGUAUAAAUGAUAUACCAUCCUGAAUUUGAAUUACUAUAUUUUUAUUUAAAAUAUUUACGUAAAAUUUCCUUUGAGAGAAAAAAUUAAAUUUCCUUAUUCAACAUAUAGAUUUGUAGAUAAAAGAUAAACAUUAGCUGUUUAACAACCAGUAAAUGUUAUUGUAUUUUAAGCAUAGAAAAAUAAGUUAUCAGUUUAAAAUUACCUUCCAUCAAAAUAAAAAGAAGAAUAGUAUGUAGAAUUUAGGUAGAUAGAAAUUCCAGAAUUGAUAGGAGUGGCAUUACACAUUAAAAUAUAUAUUUAUGCAGUUAAAGGGUAUAAAAAUUAAGUUGAAUUAACUGUAACUGAUGCUCCUUCGUUAUUUUUAAAUACUCCAAAAUAAGGUCCUAAUUUUUUAUUUUAAUUGUUUAAAUAUUUAGGAUCAUAAAUUACUCUCCAUUAAAUCAAUUAUGUAUAACUAUAUUAUUGA